Molecule: messenger RNA, 759 nt
Organism: Brachypodium distachyon (stiff brome)
Lineage: Eukaryota; Viridiplantae; Streptophyta; Magnoliopsida; Poales; Poaceae
Exons: 1
Coding region: 1-759 (252 amino acids)
Molecular function (GO): nucleic acid binding
Source: RefSeq, a predicted model, not a curated record
AUGAUCUAUGGUGACUCCAACUUGGUUGUGCAGCAAACAAUGAUGACCUGUGAUGCAGUAUCAGACACCAUGAUCGCCUACCGUGAUAUGUACAACACAUUGGAGGGUACGUAUGACGGUUGCGAGCUCGCGCAUGUCAGCCGAGCCAGUAAUGAAGAGGCUGAUCAUUUGGCCAACCUGGGAUCCACACGGGCAGCAGUUCCGCCUGGCGUUUUUCUGGAGAUCAUCCAUCAACGAAGCAUCAAAGAGAACAACGUGACAAUUUCAGUCAAAAAGUCACCCAACUCAGAUCCCACAGCCGAUUCAGCAGUUUUACCUGACAACCCCGCAAAUGAGCAAGCAGCAGCUGGCGCAGUUGAAGUCCUGGCAAUUGAACCAACAUGGAUGAAGCCUUUACUCGCAUACAUGCUCGAGCAGGAGUUGCCAGAGGAUACAACCGAAGCUAGAAGGGUUAUGCGGCGAUCGAAAGCUUUCACAGUAAUAAACGGCAAGUUGUACAAGCGCAGUGUCUUCGGUAUUUUUCAGAGAUGUAUCUCACUAGAAGAAGGACAUGAUAUCCUCCUAGAUAUCCAUCAGGGCACGUGUGGGCACCACGCUGGAAGCAAGACAAUCGUCGCCAAAGCCUUCAGAGCUGGAUUCUACUGGCCCACGGCCCUACUCGAUGCCCAGGCUAUCGUCAGCAAAUGCGAGACAUGUCAGAUGUUCGCCACGAAGCCGCAUGCCCCAGCAUCCGAACUCAAGACAACUCCCAUCGCCUAG